UUUCUCACCCUUACUUAUCUCUUCAGUGCUGGAACCAAUGAAUUCAUAGUGGAAAGACCGCCAACAAUCCUGUUCAGACAUCAGCUUGGCCCGAUUGCCCAAAGCAAUGACGGAAAACUCAUCGUUUACCCCGGAACUAUUCUGCACCUCGAAUGCCUCUGGUUGCGGAAAUUCGGUAAUCCGAAAUGGGUCAUUUCGCACAAAUAC
Molecule: messenger RNA, 207 nt
Organism: Notodromas monacha
Lineage: Eukaryota; Metazoa; Arthropoda; Ostracoda; Podocopida; Cyprididae
Source: the annotation of a GenBank genome assembly